This is a messenger RNA of Petromyzon marinus (sea lamprey), 2126 nucleotides long. NCBI's taxonomy places the organism in Eukaryota, Metazoa, Chordata, Hyperoartia, Petromyzontiformes, Petromyzontidae. The record is from RefSeq and is a predicted model, not a curated record.
ACGUCGCGCCUCGCGCGCGCGCCUGUUGUGUUCCUGCGCACGGUUACAUUUCACUACGGGUUAAAAGCGCGCUCGAGCACACACACACAAAAAGGUUGACAACGAAAGGCAAGCGGUCAGAACGGACGAUAAUAAUCAAACCGUGAAAAACAACACCAACAACGAUUUUUUUUGUUUUGCCCUCAAGCCGCGUCUCGUCGCCCGUCGUCGCUUGCGAAAAGACGCCUCGGCCCGGGGACUAUAUCGGCUCUCGACAUGGCGGCUGUGGAGUAGCCGCUCUUCACCCACCUCUUUAUCUCCUUGUUUUCAUCUCCUACCUUCUCAUUUUUCUUCUCGUUGCUCUCCUCCAGCACCCUCGUGUUCAGAGGAGGCGGCUGUCGCACGGGGCCCCGGCCAUGAGGCCCGGAGUCUGGGGCCGGGGAGGCUGAGCGGCUUUUGUCUCCUCCUCCUGCUGCUCCUCCUCCUUCGCCUUGUCGUCUUCAUCUCAAUUUCGCCUUCAUUGUCCCCUCAUCAUCUCGCUCCUCUGGGUCUUCUUCUUCUUGGUCUUCUUCUUGGUCUUGGUCGUCGUCGCAACCCCGGCCCGGAGAUGAGUGUACGGGCGCGGCCCGAGAGAGCGGUGGACAACUGAGAGAAUGGAGUCGGACGGGGAGGCCGGGACAGCGGCUCCACAGGCGGGCGGGGCGAGCGAGCGGCGCGCCCGGGGGCGGCCUAGAAAGGACGGGGUCCUCGCCACCCCCACGCAGCGCCCCGCAAAGACCCGGGGGGCUGGCAGACUCCGAGCCACGGGCGACGGCGACAGCAACGGCCGCAAUGGCACGGGGGACGUGGGGGAUGACAUGACGACGGAGGAAGCAGAUGUGAAGGAGGGCUCCAUGGCAGAGGGAGGGGAGCCCUCCCCUCCGCCCUGUCCCAGCACUGGCACGGAGGAGCCGUCACCUGGCCAGGGCCCGAGCCCCCAAGCAGAGUGCAGCAAUGACACCCUGGGCCACCGUUGCGCCUUCUGCCACUGUGGUGGGGAGAGCCUGCUGGGCCAGGGCGACCUGACAUGCUGCGGACCCACGCCCGGCUUCAUGCCGUCUUACCGCCGCUCCUCGCCCCGUGCGCGGCGCGACGAGGGCUCGGACACGGAGCGACCCGCUGCACGCACCCGCCGCUCAGACAGUGCAGGGGCUGGGGGGCUCACGGAGGUGACCCCCCCACGCUGCAAGCGCGGCAGCUUGGACACCGCAGAGUUGGCCGGUGGGGAGAAGAGCCCUCGACAGUCGGGAGUGGGGCGGGGCAACAAGCGGGAGCAGUGCAAGUCCCCGCAGCGCACGCCGCCCGGGCCUCCACAGAACGAGCUGCGUGGGGUGGGCGACCUGUGGGACGAGCUGAGCCGCGUGGGCCUUCCCGACGACGUGGACACACAGAUCCUGUUCAACACCACGGGACACUGCUGGGCCCAUCACUGCUGUGCAGCUUGGUCCGAGGGAGUGUGCAUGGCGGAGGAUGAAGCGCUGCUCAACGUGGACAAAGCUGUGCUUGUGGGUCUCACGCAGCGGUGCGCCUACUGCCGGCGCCUGGGGGCCACUAUCAAAUGCUGGGAGGAGAAGUGCCGUCAGUUCUACCACUACCCUUGUGCGGCUGGUGCUGGUACCUUCCAAGAUAUUCAAUCAUUGACGCUCCUGUGCCCAGAUCAUCUCGAGCAAGCUGUUGAGCUUGUCGGCGAAGAAGCAGAAUGCGCCAUCUGCGACAGCCCUGGAGACGUCUCAGACCAGCUGUUCUGCACCAGCUGUGGGCAGCACUAUCACGGGGCCUGCCUGGAAAUAGUGCCCACCCCUUCCAAGCGUGUUGGCUGGCAGUGCCCUGACUGCAAGAUUUGUCAGACCUGCAAGGAAUCUGGCGAUGACAGCAAGAUGCUUGUGUGCGACACCUGUGGACAAGGGCUAUCACACAUUCUGUUUGCGACCCGCCCAUGAAUAUUAUCCCUAAAAACAGCUGGAAGUGCAAGAACUGCCGUGUGUGCGAAGACUGUGGGGCCAGGAGCCCUGGGUUGAGCGUGAGUGCACAGUGGUACCAGAACUACUCGCUCUGCGAGACUUGCCACCGGCAGAGGGGCCACAGCCAGCUGUGCCUGCUCUGUGGGA